UUAAUGCAUUUGAAGCUACCCGUUUAAACGCGCCAGAGAACAAAACCUACACAACCGCCGGUUGCCGCCCAUACCAGCCACCUCUUUCGUUCACAUUCGCCCAUUUUCUGUUAUAUGUGAAACCUGUUCAUAAAUUUGACCAGCAGAUGCGGAGGUAAAAUUUGAAAAGUGAAACACUGGCGGCAACUUUACUAAACUCACCAAAAGAGCUGAUAUGAGUGAUCCAGCAAGUGAAUCAAAUGACACGCAUUCAAGCUCUCAAGAAUCUCAAAAGCCCCAGAUUGAGCCUAUUCGGAUGCCUACCGUGGAGGAAAUAAGGGGCCAAGACAUUUGGAACAACUGUGCUGUUCGCAGUGUUGUUAGCGGAGUCAUGGGAGGGGGGCUCGGUUUGUUCAUGGGUCUGUUUCUGGGGGCACUAGAUAACCCAAUAAUGCAAGAGGAAAUGACAACGAGGCAACAACUUGUAUACCAAGCAAAGCAGAUGGGUAGGAGGAGUUGGAGUUCCUGCAAGACUUUUGCUGUUAUGGGUUUGGUUUUCUCUGCUGCUGAAUGUGUCGUUGAGAAGGCACGGGCAAAGCAUGACAUGACAAAUACAGCAGUUGCAGGGUGUGUAACAGGAGGCACAUUAUCAGCUAGAGGUGGACCGAAAGCUGCGUGUGCAGGUUGUGCUGGUUUUGCUACAUUUUCAGUUUUGAUAGAGAAGUUCUUGGAUAGAUAUCACUAAUCCAAGUAAGUAGACAAUAUGGAUCAUUUCUCAGCCUGUGACAAUAGAAGUUACACCAACCUACAUAUAUUUAUAAUCACAUUAUUUUUGCCCCCAAAAUCACAAGCUUAAUUAUGCCCCUUACAUGAGGGAUGAGCAAUGUUGUAAACAUGCCACUAACUUUAUACGUCAUAUUUACCCUCUGUGCACUCCUUGAAUUCUUGCUGGUCCCAGAACUGGGAAAAUGUAGCAUUUAUUUAGACACAUUUUGAGACAUUUUUGUUUAAUAAGGUAGUUAGGUUUAUGUCCCGUUUGUACUGUAUGUAUACUUUCUUUUACUCUCCACUGAAAAAUGCUAGCUUCUUAGCUAGUCAAUUUAGCCAUUAGAAGAUGGGAAAACAAUAUAAUGGUUGGGAUUAUUAGGUAUGGCUAA
Messenger RNA from Nicotiana tabacum (common tobacco), 1136 nucleotides. RefSeq names its product mitochondrial import inner membrane translocase subunit TIM22-4. Lineage: Eukaryota; Viridiplantae; Streptophyta; Magnoliopsida; Solanales; Solanaceae. Gene Ontology annotation, biological process: protein insertion into mitochondrial inner membrane. The record is from RefSeq and is a predicted model, not a curated record. Gene Ontology annotation, molecular function: transmembrane protein transporter activity. Gene Ontology annotation, cellular component: TIM22 mitochondrial import inner membrane insertion complex.